Nannospalax galili (Upper Galilee mountains blind mole rat) is the source of this 905-nucleotide messenger RNA. It is a transcript of the gene Cacybp, whose product is annotated as calcyclin binding protein. The record is from RefSeq and is a predicted model, not a curated record. Gene Ontology annotation, cellular component: nucleus. Lineage: Eukaryota; Metazoa; Chordata; Mammalia; Rodentia; Spalacidae. Gene Ontology annotation, molecular function: S100 protein binding; tubulin binding; ubiquitin protein ligase binding. The coding region runs from base 173 to 868 and encodes 231 amino acids. Gene Ontology annotation, biological process: heart development. The transcript has 6 exons.
GAGUCGAGGCGGCGGCGCGGACUCCGGAAGGUUCCAGAGGCGUCGCGUGCGGAGGGCGGUCCGUGGGAGUUGCGCUGGGUCGAGUGCAGCUCCGGCGGCGUGUUCGGUGUGGCGUUUCCUGUCCUCUUCGGUGCGCGGCUGCUGCUGGGCCUUAAGCCUGACCUGCAGGAAUAUGGCUUCGGCUUUGGAGGAGUUGCAGAAAGACCUAGAGGAGGUGAAGAUAUUCCUGGAAAAGUCCACUAGGAAGAGAGUACGUGAUGCUCUUACAGGUGAAAAAUCUAAGAUUGAGACAGAAAUAAGGAACAAGAUGCAACAGAAAUCACAGAAGAAACCAGAACUUCUUGACAAUGAAAAGCCAGCUGCAAUGGUUGCUCCCAUUACAACAGGUUACACGGUGAAGAUCAGCAAUUAUGGAUGGGAUCAGUCAGAUAAGUUCGUGAAAAUCUAUAUUACUUUAACUGGAGUUCAACAGGUUCCCACUGAGAACGUGCAGGUACAUUUCACAGAGAGGUCAUUUGAUCUUUUGGUAAAGAAUCUAAAUGGUAAGAAUUACUCCAUGAUUGUGAGCUACCUUUUGAAACCCAUCUCUGUCGAAGGCAGUUCCAAAAAAGUCAAGACUGAUACAGUUAUUAUCUUAUGUAAAAAGAAAGUAGAAAACACACGAUGGGACUACUUGACUCAGGUUGAAAAAGACUGCAAAGAGAAAGACAGAAAGCCUGCGUAUGAUGCUGAAACAGAUCCUAGUGAGGGAUUAAUGAAUGUUCUAAAGAAAAUUUAUGAAGAUGGAGAUGAUGACAUGAAGCGAACCAUUAAUAAAGCCUGGGUGGAAUCAAGAGAGAAGCAAGUCAAAGGAGAACCAGAAUUUUGAGAUUUUUAAGUCCUUUUGGGAACUCUGAUGGGAAAUA